UGUGUGUUCUUGCGCGCGGGGACUCCGUGUGUGUAUGUUUGCAUUAGAGAGAUGUUCGGGGAAUGAUGUGGGCUUUCUGCGCCUUCUUUCGCGCGGCACCCGUUUCCUGGGGACUUCGACCCGCUUCCUUGCUUGGGAAACGACUACGCAGAUGUAGCUCAAGUUACCCUUCUCUGAAGACUUCCUGACGGCCCCACUGACCUGAGAGGCUCCUGAGGCAGUAGCAUGUUUUAUGAGCCAUUACUGGCAAGGGUACCUCAGGGUAUUGAAGGAUUAAUAGGAGUUCGCCAGGGAAGUGGGACAUGUAUACCUAACCCCUUGCACUGAGUAUAUGUUGAAUAAAUGUGUUCCCUGAAGAUAAAAGACUUUUAUAAGACUGGUGGGUGGAGACUUGGAGAUGGUUUGAGAAGAACCAAAUUCUUUUGGGGCCUUCAUCUUCCCACACCUCCAGCUCGCCCUUAUUUGGCCCUCCAUACAUCCCACAGUUGGACCUAAAUAGUUGACGUUCAUCUUCCCAAUGUUAACGUCAAACGAGUCAGCCUUUUUCUGCCUGCAGAGUAGAUCCCAAGCGUAGAUCUGUAUCUGUUUUCCUCUUGGUAAUAAUGAUACUGGCUAUGUAUUGAGUACCAACAUCUCCAACCCCUAGGAUUCAUUCAUUUAUUCCAACAACUGUUUACUGAAUGUAAUGUGUCAGGCAUCAGUCUGAGGUCCUGGAAUAUGUAUGUGAACAUAACAAAGAUCUCAGUCCACACGACGUAUAAGAAGGAGUAAAAGAAACCAAAAGAGAGUGAUGGGUCAGGUAGGAGGAAAACUUAGGAGGUGGUGUGAAAGUAAAGAAACUUUUCAGAAGGAAGUAAUCAGCCAUGCCAUAUUCCGCUGAGAGGUCAAGUAAGUUGAGGACCAAGCAUGGACCUUGGAUUUGGCUAUGUGGAGUCAUCAGUGAUCUUGAUGGGCCACUUCAGGGACCGACCGGGGUCAAAGCUGAAUGGAAUAAGUUCAGGCCAGAAAGGGAGGAAUUCAAAAGUUAACAGAACUCUUUGAGGGAGUUUUGUGGCAAAGAGGAACAAGGGAAAGUAGGGCACAGCUUGUAGAGAAAGUUUUAAACAUUCCUUAAAUUGUGAAGUACACAACAUAAAACUUAACAUCUUAAGUAACUUUUUAAGUGUACAAUUCAAAUGUUUAAGUGCAUUCACUUUGUUGUGCAGCCAUCGUCAGUCACCAUCUACCUCCAGAAUUUGGUAUAUGUUGCAGAACUGAAAAUCUGUACUUUUUUUUUUUUUUUAAGAUUUAUUUAUUUAUGCAUACAAGAGCUGAGGUAUAGGCCAGAGGUGCGAGGGGUGAGAAGAUUCACCAGAGACAGAGUGGGAAACAGAACAGGCAGAUUGACCAAAGUACACUGCUGAGGGGAGCAGCUGGUGAGUCAGGAGAGGUUUGCUGCACCAUGUGGGUUGCUCCCUGGCCGGCCUGGGAUCGAACUCAUGCUUCAGUGGCUGCGGACAGCUUCAUAGGUUGCGUCUUAACCCCUUGCACCACCAGGAAGGCCACAUGAAAAUCUGUACCUGUUAAACAAUGACUCCUCUUUCCUCCCGCCCCCAGCAGCCACCAUUUUACAUUCUGAUCCUAUGAAUUUGACCACUCUCGAGUGGAAUCAAUACAGUAUGAGGCAUUUUGUGCCUGACUUUGUUCACUUGGCACAAUGUGUCUAGUAUCAUCCAUGUUGUAUGUGGCAUAUGUCAGAUCCCCUUGUUAGAGCUAUGUAUUUCCUUAUGUGUAUAUAUCGCUAUUUGGAUUUUUGAAAAUGGGAAAAAUAACUGCAUUUUAUAGCCUUAUGGAAAUGACCUGUCAGGUUGAGAAAGUGAUGUUGAGGGAGAUGGGAGAAUGCUGGAGUAAUUAGUGCUUGAGUUGGUGAGGUCCCAAACACUCUCCUGUAUUGGGGGGGAUGGUUGAGUGUGUGGGUGUUAGUACUGCUUGGCAGGUGGGUAUGUUGGUGGGAGUCUGGAGCUGUCUUCCGAUGGCCGAAAGUGAGGAAGGAGAAAAGGUGUCAGGACAGAGAGAGGCAGGACACUGAGAUAUAGCAUGAUUAUCCGGCUGCACUAAGGGCCCAUUUGAAGUUUGUGACCCAGUUGAAGUUUGUGACCACAGACUGAAUUUAAAGUGAGAAUUGUUUUUCUCACUACUUUCAAUUGUGUGGCUAAACAGAUGGUUAGGGGAGUUGUAUUUAAUCAACAUUGUCUUUCUGUCAGGCAUGAAUGAUUCAAGAAGGGACAAGAGAGAGAGGGACUCCAUCUCUCCACCCUGGGGCAUCAUCCUUCAGGGAAGGGGAGGAGGGACAGCAGAAUGGCUGAGGAGAAGAAGCUGAAACUCAGUAAUACUGUGCUGCCCUCCGAGUCGAUGAAGGUGGUGGCCGAGUCAAUGGGCAUCGCCCAGAUUCAGGAGGAUACCUGCCAGCUGCUGACAGAUGAGGUCAGCUACCGCAUCAAGGAGAUUGCACAGGAUGCCUUGAAGUUCAUGCACAUGGGGAAGCGGCAGAAGCUUACCACCAGUGACAUUGACUACGCGCUAAAGCUAAAGAAUGUUGAGCCGCUCUAUGGCUUCCACGCUCAGGAGUUCAUACCUUUCCGUUUCGCCUCUGGUGGGGGCCGGGAACUUUACUUCUACGAGGAGAAGGAGGUUGAUCUGAGCGACAUCAUCAAUACCCCUCUGCCCAGGGUGCCCCUGGACGUCUGCCUCAAAGCUCACUGGUUGAGCAUUGAAGGCUGCCAGCCAGCUAUACCUGAGAACCCACCCCCAGCUCCCAAAGAGCAGCAAAAGGCUGAAGCCACAGAGCCCCUGAAGUCAGCAAAGCCAGGCCAGGAAGAAGAUGGACCCUUGAAAGGCAAAGGUCAAGGGGCUGCUCCAGCUGAUGGCAAAGGGAAAGAAAAGAAGGCACCACCCCUGCUAGAGGGGGCGCCUUUGCGACUGAAGCCUCGAAGUAUCCAUGAAUUGUCGGUGGAGCAGCAACUGUACUACAAGGAGAUCACUGAAGCCUGUGUGGGGUCAUGUGAGGCCAAGAGAGCGGAAGCUCUGCAGAGCAUUGCAACGGACCCUGGGCUCUAUCAGAUGCUGCCCCGAUUCAGCACCUUCAUCUCUGAGGGGGUCCGCGUGAAUGUGGUGCAAAACAACUUGGCCCUGCUCAUCUACCUGAUGCGCAUGGUGAAGGCGCUGAUGGAUAACCCUACGCUCUAUCUAGAAAAAUAUGUGCAUGAAUUGAUUCCAGCCGUUAUGACCUGCAUUGUGAGCAGACAGCUAUGCCUGCGGCCAGAUGUGGACAAUCACUGGGCACUCCGUGACUUUGCCGCCCGCCUGGUGGCCCAGAUCUGCAAGCAUUUCAGUACAACCACUAACAACAUCCAGUCCCGGAUCACCAAGACCUUCACCAAGAGCUGGGUGGAUGAAAAGACUCCAUGGACAACACGUUAUGGCUCCAUCGCAGGCCUGGCAGAGCUGGGACAUGACGUAAUUAAGACUCUGAUCCUGCCACGGUUGCAGCAGGAGGGGGAGCGGAUCCGCAGUGUGCUGGAUGGCCCAGUGCUAAGCAACAUCGACCGCAUAGGAGCUGACCAUGUGCAGAGUCUUCUCCUGAAGCACUGUGCCCCUGUUUUUGUAAAGCUUCGCCCACCACCUGACAAUCAGGAUGCCUAUCGGGCAGAAUUUGGGUCUCUUGGUCCCCUCCUCUGUUCCCAUGUGGUCAAGGCCCGAGCCCAGGCUGCUCUGCAGGCUCAGCAGGUCAACAGGACCACACUGACCAUCACUCAGCCACGGCCCACACUGACCCUCUCACAGGCCCCUCAGCCUGGCCCUCGGACCCCUGGCUUGCUGAAGGUCCCUGGCUCCAUCACACUGCCCGUCCAGACACUGGUGUCUACACGAGCUUCUGCCCCACCUCAGCCUUCCCCUCCUCCAACCAAGUUCAUUGUAAUGUCCUCCUCCAGUGCCUCAUCCACCCAACAGGUCCUGUCCCUCAGCACCUCGGCCCCUGGCUCAGGCUCUACCACCACGUCCCCUGUCACCACCACAGUCCCCAGCGUGCAGCCCAUCGUCAAGCUGGUCUCCACCGCCACAACCGCACCCCCUAGCACUGCUCCCUCUGGGCCGGGUAGUGUCCAGAAGUACAUUGUGGUCUCUCUCCCCACAGCUGGGGAGGGCAAAGGAGGCCCCACCUCUCAUCCUUCUCCAGCUCCUCCCCAGUCCUCAGCACCUUCCCCUCUUGGGGGCAGUACCCUCUGUGGGGGAAAACUAGAAACUGGGGAUAGCUCUCCUCCAGCUCCAGGGACUCCAAAAGCUAAUGGUUCCCAGCCCGCUGGACCUGGCUCCCCUCAGCCUGCACCUUGAUGCUGCCACACGUCGACUUUCUCUGCUGGUGUGUCUUAUACACACGUGCGUGUGUGUGCUGCGUGGAUGGAAAUAGUGAUCUGCUUCCUCACAUCACUUUCUUUUUAGAUAUUGUACAGCAAGUUCUCAGAAUAAAAGUUUGAUUUGUAAGUUCUG
Messenger RNA from Talpa occidentalis (Iberian mole), 4527 nucleotides. It is a transcript of the gene TAF6, whose product is annotated as TATA-box binding protein associated factor 6. The record is from RefSeq and is a predicted model, not a curated record. Gene Ontology annotation, cellular component: transcription factor TFIID complex; SLIK (SAGA-like) complex; SAGA complex. The coding region runs from base 2338 to 4371 and encodes 677 amino acids. The transcript is spliced from 15 exons. Gene Ontology annotation, biological process: transcription initiation at RNA polymerase II promoter; RNA polymerase II preinitiation complex assembly. Gene Ontology annotation, molecular function: transcription coactivator activity; protein heterodimerization activity; RNA polymerase II general transcription initiation factor activity. Lineage: Eukaryota; Metazoa; Chordata; Mammalia; Eulipotyphla; Talpidae.